UCUUUUCCUUUUUCCCCUCUUCACUCUCAGUUUCAGUCUCGCUUUCUGAGAAGAGCGCCAAAUUAGGGUUAGGUUAGGGUUUAACCAUUCCUACACUCAAUCGUCAAUCUCUUCCAAAUUCCAAUCCCAAUCGCAAUGGAUCCGACUAAGAAGCGCAAGCUUGAUGAGAAUGGUUUCGGUGAUUCCGACCCGCUUAAACUCUCUUCCACCGAGGCGCGCAAACUCAUCGAGCGCUUCACCCCGGAGCAGCUUCUCGACAUCCUUCAGGACGCGGUGGCUCGCCACGCUGACGUGCUUGCCUCCGUGCGUGCUGUCGCGGACCCCGAUGUGUCGCAGCGGAAACUAUUCGUGCGCGGCCUUGGGUGGGACACCACCACAGACGGCCUCCGCUCACUCUUCUCCACCUACGGUGAGCUUGAGGAGGCUGUUGUGAUCGUUGACAAGGUAACCGGAAAGUCCAAGGGCUACGGCUUUGUCACCUUCCGCCACGUGGACGGUGCUCUCCUCGCCCUCCGCGAACCAAGCAAGCGCAUUGACGGGCGCGUGACCGUCACGCAGCUCGCUGCAGCGGGGAACUCCGCUUCGAAUGCCAACGCAGCCGAUGUUGGGCUCAGGAAGAUCUACGUUGCCAACGUGCCGCCUGACCUUCCAGCGGACAAGCUCCUUGCGCAUUUUUCUGUGUAUGGUGAGAUCGAAGAGGGACCCUUAGGGUUUGAUAAACAAACUGGAAAAUCAAAGGGGUUUGCGCUUUUUGUUUAUAAGACUCCUGAAGGGGCUCAAGCUGCGUUAUUAGAUCCUGUCAAGACUGUGGAAGGAAGGCAAUUGAGUUGUAAACUGGCGAUAACGGAUGGUAAGCAAGGGAAGCGAGCCGGACCAGAUUCGGGUCAGGCCCAUGGGAAUGUUCAGCACGGUCAUGGGGAUGGAGUCGGGGCUGGAAUGGGGAUGCCUCCUGCAGCGGGGUCUGGGCCGGGGCAGUAUGGCGGCCCGCAAUAUGGGGGACCGGUUGGGUUGGGUUCGUAUGGUGGGUUUGGUGGACAACCUCCGUUAGGUAACCAUAAUCAUCCUCUGAAUUCAUCCAAUCCCGUACCCGGUUCUAUGGCGGGUGCUGGUGGUUAUGGUGCUGGGAUGGGUGGGCCUUAUGGUGGAUACGGUGGGCCGGGCUCUGCGGGAUUUGGUGCUGCGGGUGGGUUAGGAGGGGCUGGUGGAGGUGCUGGUGUUGGUGGUGGGCUUGGAGGAGCAAGUGGUGGUGCUGGUUCUUUGUAUAGAUUGCCUGGUUCUGGUGGCAUGCCUGCAGGUGGUGGAGGGUAUCCGGAGGGUGGUCAUUAUGGUUUAUCAGGUUCGGCUGGAUACCAGAACCAGCAUCAUCCUCCUUCUGGUGCUUCUCCAGUGCCUAGAGUUCCACCUGGUUCGAUGUACCCCAGUGUGCCUCCUUACUACUAAAGAGUUGAUGACGAUGGCCUUAGCAUCAUGUUCUGUGUAUUAGCACGAGAUUGCUGAUUGCUAAUGUAGAGACUGGAUGAGGAACAUACUAUUUUGCACUCUUUACUUUAGCCCGACAUUUUGUUUAUAAGAACAACGAAGCUUGAGAUUGAUGAAAAUCGUUGCUUCCCUAUGAAUUUUGCUAUUCUCUUUGUACUAUAUUCCUUUAGUAUAUGGUUUGGCAAACAAUGAAUUCUGAAAUAUUAGAUGAUAAGAGUGCCAUAAAGCGUUUGCCUUGACAAUGGUCAUGAAUUAAACGUGUGCGCAGGCUUAACUUGCAUUUGCACCGAAUACAAUGCUAUCCUAAAUAGACAAGGAUGACAUCUCUCAAUUUAUGGUAGCAGUCUGAUAUUUUGGACAUGGAUUAUGAAUCCAUUCUUUGCUUUCUAUAGCCAAUUAUUUUGAUUCUUCUGUUCUACAACCUUUCCUUUCUAAUUAUGCUGUAGCGUGCAUAGUUUCACAUUUGUGAGUUUGUUUGAUACUUAUUUGCUUUAUAUAUUCUUACUAAUUUAAUGUGUUGCUUUUUACUCUAUCCUCACCACUUUGGGUGGCGCUUGCUUUAUCGAAUCUUGGGUGAUGCUUACUUUGUAGAAUCUUAUACGUUGUGUUUCUCAGAUAUCGGUACUUCAUAAAAAAAAAUUAACCAUCCAUUUUGUGCGGCAGAUUAAUGAAUAUGUUUCGAAACAUAAGCCAGAUUCACUUAUUUCGAAUUUCAUCUUUAUUUUUUCUGUCAUUAUGUACUGAUGCCUGAUUAUUCUCAGCCCUUUUAUCUUGUUAUUCGGGUUCAUUUGCGUUGAACUGAAAAACGUCUAUAUCAUAGUAAUCUUCUAAACCUGUGCAGAUGUGUUAUUUUUAAUAUUGAAUUUAGUUUUAUAGAUUUGAAUAUAUUUUGUGUAUUGAGAGAACCCCUAAACAGAACAAAUAAGUGGGUCUGUACUAAUCACUGUCAUUGGCUGUAUUUCUGGUAAAAUGUUGCUCCACUCGACAUGUUGGUUGCGUACAUCUGGUUGGUUGAACGUGAUGUGGCGGAGCUUAACUGAUUAAAUAAAGUAAGAAACAUUGGUCCCGUUUGAAUCUUCAAACGUGGUUGGCAUGGAAGAAUUGAGAAUGCGAUUGCAGACUUGUGGUAGCAGAGGGGUAUACGUGCACUAUGAAUGGGCCCUGCAAUUUCUGACAUCUGAUGCCUGUACCUUUCACUCAGUUUCGUCUUAACUAUUAUAAGUUUCUUUUUACGUAAUAUUUUCAAGCUAUUAAUAGAAUUAAUCAGUAUUGCCACGUUUUAUGACGUUUGAGAGAUGAAGUUAUGUAUGGUUGGCUCAAUUAUUGCAGUUGCUUUUUUUGUAUAUUUUAAAAUUAUGUACUCAGCAUUGUGCCUGUGGGAUUUAACUUUUUAAAUUAAAAUCCGUUAUUUCAAUAUGUAAGUUAUUUUUAUGAGACAAAAUGUAAAUGUUGGAACUUUAUGAAAAUAA
This is a messenger RNA of Vigna umbellata (rice bean), 2948 nucleotides long. RefSeq names its product RNA-binding (RRM/RBD/RNP motifs) family protein. The record is from RefSeq and is a predicted model, not a curated record. Gene Ontology annotation, cellular component: nucleus. Gene Ontology annotation, molecular function: RNA binding. NCBI's taxonomy places the organism in Eukaryota, Viridiplantae, Streptophyta, Magnoliopsida, Fabales, Fabaceae.